UUUACAGUUAGUCUGGACUGGACGUGUUCUGCUUGCUCUUCUGAAUUUCCUGUGACUUUUCAGUAAAAUACCUGCAGAAGAGCUUUAUUGUGUCUUUUAAAUCUGCUUGUGCUGAAGUUCUCUACAGAUUUAGUGUUUCACCACUGGCUGCGCAUGUUGGACCUCCGUUAUCCAACAUUCACUAUGAAAGUGUGUUUUCCGAUUAGUCAAGUUGCUGUGGCUUUGGGCCACGACUUCUGGUCCCCGUGGCAAAUUCAGUUGGGCACCUGAAAGAGUCAUCUUACACAUUGAACUGCCAUCCUUUCUCUUUUUUUUUGUCAAGAAUGUUAAUUUUCAGCUUCAACAAGCAGCAGUUAGUCAUGUCUGUGCUUUUAGAAUAGUUGGAAUCUGUGCUUUGGCUUUUAUGGAUGAGACUAUGUACUCUUGAAGUUUUGAUAAAUCUGGAAAUGACAUAUCACUGUACUUUAGACUGAGGGAUUAGAUCUAUAAUAUUUCAGGGUGAUUAAAAUUAAAUAGCCUCUGGCAUCAAAGAAAUUUACAAAAAUAAAAAAAAACUUUUAAACUUUCUUUCUUAAUAAAUAUAUAGUUGAAGUCAUGACUGUGACAUAUUCACUUCAUGUGUCUAAGGCUCGCCUUUGUGGCUUUGCUAAGCUUUUAGUGAGAUGGAGAGGAAGUAUUUACAAGCUUCUCUAUAGAGAAAUGCUGAUUUUCAUUUUCCUGUAUUAUUUCUUAUGGGCUCUGUACAGAGUCUUUCUGAAUGAAAACCAAAAGGGGACAUUUGAAAAGCUAGCAAUUUAUUGUGAAGCUUUUACAGAACUAAUUCCUUUGUCAUUUGUUUUGGGGUUUUAUGUAACAAUAGUAGUUGGAAGAUGGUGGAAUCAAUUUCUUGCUAUCCCUUGGCCAGAUAAGUGCUCAAUGCUAAUUUCUGCCUAUGUGAAUGGAGCAGAUGAACGAGGUCGUAUUAUUAGGAGAACCUUGGCUCGGUAUUUGAACUUGAUGUCAGCUUUGACUUUUCAAGCAAUUAGUCCAGCUGUCAAGAAACGCUUCCCUACUAUUGAUCAUUUGAUUGAAGCAGGGCUUAUGACCAAAGAAGAGUUAAGAGUCUAUGAUGAAGUUUUAAUGACCCAUGGAAAAUGGUGGGUUCCUGCUCAGUGGUUUACUGCUGUAGCCACAAGAGCUCGUAGAGAAGGACGGAUCAAGGAUGAUGUUCUCUUAAAGCAUUUGCUGGAUGAAAUGCAUGUUUUCCGUGGAAAUUGUGGACUUUUGUUUAGUUUUGAUUGGAUCAGCAUUCCGCUAGUUUACACUCAGGUUGUGACUUUAGCUAUUUAUACUUACUUCAUUGCAACUUUGAUGGGACGUCAGUAUUUGAAUCCUGAAAAGGGUUAUCCUGGACAUGAAAUAGAUCUCUACGUUCCAGUUUUUACCCUUCUUCAAUUCUUUUUUUAUAUGGGAUGGCUUAAGGUUGCCGAACAGUUAAUAAAUCCUUUUGGUGAGGACGAUGAUGAUUUUGAAUUGAAUUGGUGCUUGGACAGAAAUUUACAGCUUUCAUACAAUACGGUGGAUGUAAUGCACCAACGCCAUCCUCUCUUAGUAAAAGAUGCAUUUUGGGAUGAGAGUGAACCACAGCUUCCUUAUACAAGAUCCUCCUUUAAUUUGAGAACACAACCGCAUCUUGGAUCUGCAAUGAACCUUGAUGUAAACUUAGAAGAAGCAGAGUUCAUACAAAUGGAAACCAUCAUGGAAGACGAUAAAGAUGAAAAUAAUUACAGUAGCCCACCAAGGAGCCCUUCAUUUGAUUUAGGUCAUUCAAAUUUCGUCUUAGACACACCUACUAGGAGAACAAGUACCUGUAGCAUUGAUGCAGAUAGUACAUCAUUGUCAAGAUCUAAAAUAUUAGAUUUUCCUGGAUCCAAGUUUGUCAAUAUGAUUAUUGGUUCUAAUCGAGAAUUGUCAUGUAGCAUUGAUUCAGUUAAAGAUACGCAAAGCAAUUCAGUCUCAACACCAUUUAUCUUGAAAUCCCCAUGUCCAAAAAGAAGGUCUAGUUGUGAACCUUCGUUAGUGAUAAAUGAAACCAGAAUGAGUGCAGAAUCUCCACUUCUAACUUCUUUAUCUCAAGAAGAGAUCAAUGUUGGUGGCGAAAAUUUAGAAACUGAAGAUCAGCACGUUUUAUAUCAAGAAAAGCCACCAGAUCAUUGCAUCAUUAAAAUUCCAGAUUUGUCUGUGGUUGAGGAAGAAAGCUCAUCUGGUUCUAGAGGCUCAUCUCCUGUUAAUGAUUUUGGACUUCCAGGAAUAUUGAUAGAGGGUAAUAUAGAUCCUGUUGUUGCAACACCCUAUGAGCCAAACACUUCCCAAGAAAGUUUAUCUUCUUCUGAUAGCCAAAGCACAAACAUCUAUUCUCCUCUCAUAAAGAGUGUUUAAGUUAUGUGAUGUGCAUGUUAAUAUAAAAUGUGAUGUUUUUAAUAGUAUUUGCAAGAGAGAGAGUAAAAAAAAAUUUCUUUUUGAAGUAUAAUGCUUCAUAGAAUAAAAUUAUGACAUAUUUAAACAUUUAGUUAGAGAACCCCAAUUUCCUUCAGUUUCAAUUAUUAAAAAAAUUCGGCAGUUGAAAUUAUUUAACUCGUAAUAGUUAUUGAAGAAAUUAUUAAGUAAUAGUUAAUUGGCUUCUGGUUUUUGUAAUGUUUUAUUAAAACAUUGAAUUUUCCCCUAAAAUUACCUGUAAAGUAGACAUAAUGGUUUUCUACCUUUUUUAGUUGUUCACACUUAAGUAUUAUGUUAAGUCAUUCCUUUUUGCUAACAACGCAUUUACAUGUUUGCAAUUACUCAUUUUACGAUGAAAUAUUUAAAAAUCAUGUUGAGUUUUGCUAAAAAGAAUAUUAUAUAUGAAUGCAGUUCUUUUCAAACUUUGCCUUUAAAAUUAAAUUCCUUUAACGUAUCUUAAGAUUUAUGUAUAACUUUGGGUAAAUAUGUAUUUUUAUUUUUAUAUCAAGUAAUUGAAAUGUGACUAUUUAAAGAAGGAGAUAUUUUUAACUGAUGUCAAAGAGUAAAAGUUGUAAAUCAAAGGAAAAAAACUUCUAAAGUUUCAAUGUUUUAUCUUGAGUUCAAGGUUUAGCUUAUAAUGCGAUAUUCAUAUACAUAGGUUGAUAUACAACUUAGGUAGUUAUAUCUGUAAGUUUUAUUGUGAACCUUGUGAUUUACUUCUUACUAACCUUUUACACUGAUCAUCCACAUUUUUCAUAUUUAUAACAUUCUUCAAAUACAAUUUUUUUAAAAUUUGAGCUUCGGGUCUUAACACUUUGAUAAAUUAAUUAUGACUUUGGUGUGGAACUUUGGACAAUUCAUUACAUUUUUCUGAAUCUCUAUGUGUGUUGUCUACUUAAUAUACAUGUUUUUCUAUUCCAAUUUACAUGAAACUGUGAUUUUUACUUUCUUUGUUAGUUUUGUCUAUCUUUUGGAAACACUUUUAAAAUUGGCAUAAAAAUUUGUUAUACCAAACAUUAUUUUUGAGAGAUUUUGUACAGCACGUUAAAAAAUUUAAUCUUAAUUUUUGUAUGCACACUUUUCUAUCUUAUUUAUCUAUUAUUACACUAGAUUCUUAAAGUACUAAUGUUUGUUUCAUCUUUUCCUUGAAUAAACUAAUUAGAAUGUCAAUUAAUAUAUACUUUCAUUGUUUCUGAAAAUCUUUUUAAAUAUAAGUAUUUUAUAAAUCUUUUAUUUUUUAAUUUUUACUGUAGGUGUGAAUUGAGAUGUAUAAAUUUAUAUAUAUUCUCAAUUACUUCAAUUUAUACGGCCAUGACUGUGCUGCUUGUUUGUUUCUAAAUCUGAAAUAAAAAUUUGUUUAUUCC
This is a messenger RNA of Uloborus diversus, 3839 nucleotides long. RefSeq names its product bestrophin-4-like. Gene Ontology annotation, molecular function: chloride channel activity. NCBI's taxonomy places the organism in Eukaryota, Metazoa, Arthropoda, Arachnida, Araneae, Uloboridae. The coding region runs from base 595 to 2418 and encodes 607 amino acids. The record is from RefSeq and is a predicted model, not a curated record. The transcript is spliced from 10 exons.